AUGAGAAGGGCUUUGCUGAGGAAUUUACCUCUCUAUGCCCGUAAUCUCCAUUUCUGUCACAAACACGAAUCGAAAAGGGUGAUCCUGUGCAAUGGAAGCACCAAUUUCAGUUCAAGUAAUGUACCGCAAAUCAGUUGCUUCUCUUCGAGAAUCCGAUUUUUUUCAUCUGAAAAUGAUAUCACAAAAGAAACCGCAGAGACGAACCAGGAUUCAUCCGAAUCUAGCGUCAGCCAAACCGAAGAGAAGAAACAAGUGGCUGUCGAGGUCCAAGAUGUAUCCAACAAAGAGUUAAAAUUGCAGAUAGAGGACUACUUCAAGAAUGGCAACGAGGAAGCACUCCCAUUAAUCCUUGAGAGUAUUCUAAAAAGGAGUCUUUCUAAUAAGCAUGAUGACACAGAUGAUGAGUUGAUGGAAGAUCUUCAAAUGCAGCCGAUAGAUAAUGUUAAAGACCAAGAUUUUGAAUCAGAUUUUGAGGAUGCUUAUGAAACGGAUGAAGAGAUUGAUGAUUUGUACAAUGCAAGGGAUAUUGUGGUGAAGAAAAUGGCAGGUGAUCCGUACUUUAAUAUGGAUGACAAGAAGUGGGAUGACAUGAUUGCAGAGGCUGUCGAACAUGGGUAUCUGAAGGAUACUAGGGAGUGCGAGGCAAUACUAGAGGACAUGCUUAACUGGGACAAACUUCUACCUGACAAGAUAAAAAAGAAGGUGGAAAAGAAGUUUGACGAGAUAGCAAACAGGAUCGAGAAAGGUGAAGUUGAAGUUGAAGAAGGCUAUGCAUUGUUUAAGGAGUUUGAAGACCAAAUGGUAUUGGAAUGUGCUAAAUUGAUGGAGGCUGAGGCUCCUGAACAGUUUGAUGAGACUGCUAUACCGGAUAAGAAAAAAGAUCUUGAUGACCCACCAGGUGAGGGCCCAAUUCUUAGGUGGCAAACACGCGUGGUCUUUGCUCCUGGUGGUGAUGCAUGGCACCCGAAAAAUAGAAAAGUAAAAUUGGCUGUUACUGUCAAAGAGCUCGGUUUGUCAAAGCAUCAAUUCUGCCGACUAAGAGAAUUAGCAGGAAACCGAUACAAUCCGGGAAAAGAUGAACUUACCAUAACCAGUGAGAGGUUUGAACACCGUGAGGAGAACAGAAAGGAUUGCCUCCGGACUCUCUUUUCGUUGAUUGAGGAGGCAGGUAAAGCUCGGAAACUGGUGGAGGACGCUGGAACUUCAAUCAUCAAAGAGAGACUUAAAGCUAAUCCAAAGUUCAUGCAGAGGUUUUAUGUGGCAGAAGUUCUUCUUGCUUUAGAGUAUUUGCACAUGCUCGGGAUUAUUUACCGAGAUCUUAAACCCGAAAAUGUUUUGGUGAGGGAAGACGGGCAUAUAAUGCUUUCAGAUUUUGACCUCUCCUUGAGGUGUGCAGUGAGCCCAACGGUAGUCAGAUCCUCGAACUCCAGCUUGGAAUCAAAAAGCUCGGGAUACUGUGUUCAACCAUCUUGUGUCAUCCAACCGACUUGUAUCCAACCCACGUGUUUUGGACCUCGUUUCCUGGGCAAAUCCAAGAAAGAAAAGAAAUCCAAACCAAAGACUGAAAUAUAUAAUCAAGUGAGCCCUCUUCCGGAACUCAUUGCCGAACCGACUAAUGCUCGAUCGAUGUCCUUUGUCGGUACACAUGAAUACUUGGCACCAGAAAUUAUCAAGGGCGAAGGCCAUGGGAGUGCGGUAGAUUGGUGGACUUUCGGGAUCUUUCUCUACGAGCUUUUGUUUGGGAGAACACCUUUUAAGGGAUCAGAAAACCGGGCUACUUUGUUUAAUGUAGUCGGACAGCCCCUGAGAUUUCCUGAGUCUCCUACAGUUAGCUUUGCUGCACGGGACUUGAUCAGAGCUGGUUCAUCGCUGUAUUAUGUGGGAAAUAUUCUCGUCAAAUUCUGA
Messenger RNA from Fraxinus pennsylvanica, 1905 nucleotides. NCBI's taxonomy places the organism in Eukaryota, Viridiplantae, Streptophyta, Magnoliopsida, Lamiales, Oleaceae. The record is from the annotation of a GenBank genome assembly.